Messenger RNA from Vanrija pseudolonga, 1635 nucleotides. RefSeq names its product Pantothenate transporter FEN2. Bases 1 to 1635 code for a protein of 544 amino acids. Gene Ontology annotation, cellular component: membrane. Lineage: Eukaryota; Fungi; Basidiomycota; Tremellomycetes; Trichosporonales; Trichosporonaceae. Gene Ontology annotation, biological process: transmembrane transport. Gene Ontology annotation, molecular function: transmembrane transporter activity. The transcript has 10 exons. The record is from RefSeq and is a predicted model, not a curated record.
AUGGCCGCAGUACCGUCUCUCAAGUACGACAACCGAGAAGGCAACCGAGAAGGGCUGCCCUCGGAUCGACCUCUCGGAGAGAUUGAGGCACGCGAAAAGCAACACGAAAUUCACAACACCGUGACGGCCACCUGGAAGGGGCGGAUUUGGGAUACAUUUGACCUUCCGAAAGACCAGCGGAUCCUCCUGUUCAAGGUGGACGGACUCCUCCUCACGUUUGCCGCUCUUGGAUACUUCCUGAAGAAUCUCGACCAGCUCAAUGUCACGAACGCCUUUCUCAGUGGCAUGAAAGAAGACAUCCACCUGUUUGGCAAUGAGCUCAUCACUUCCAACACCAUGUACACUGUCGGCUACGUGAUCGGUCAAGUGCCAUCCAACCUACUUCUUACCCGUGUGUCGCCGCGAUGGGUUAUCCCGACUCUUGAGCUUGGAUGGGGCAUUGCAACUCUUGCUUCCUACCGCAUCAACGACUAUCGAGGGCUUUAUGCUGUGCGCUUCUUUGUCGGUCUGUUCGAGUCUGGGUUCUACCCAGGCAUCCAGUAUCUACUCGGAGGGUGGUACACGCCGCGCGAGCUCGGAAAGCGAGUGGCAAUUUUCUGGCUCUCCGGAUCCCUGGGUGGGAUGUUCAGCGGUAUCCUACAGGCAGCCGCCAGUCGAAACCUCGACGGCGUCCAUGGCCUUGAGGGUUGGCGUUGGAUGUUCAUCAUCGAUGCCAUUAUCACGAUCCCGAUCGCCAUAUUUGGCUUUGUGUUUCUCCCUGGGCUUCCCCUUCAAGACAAGAAGUCGUGGUGGCUUUCUGACGAAGUACGUGGACAGUUACGAGUGAGCCUUCCUGACGCUCUACAGGAGUAUACCCUGGCCCAGAAUCGACUCAAGGACAUUGGCCGAGCUGGAAGGACUCCUUGGACAAAGAAGAAGAUUGUCAACCUGCUGUCCACUUGGCACAUUUAUGUCCUGCCCUUACUCUACGUCUUCUGGAACAACUCAUACCCUCAGCCGGUGAUGGGUUUCUAUCUCAAGAGCUUCAAUGCCAAACCCGCGCCUGUGCCCGGUCGCCACUACUCUGUCUCGCAGAUCAACCAGUUGCCUCUUCCUCAAUCAGCGAUCUUCGUGGUAAUUGGAUUCAUCUUCGCUUGGUUGUCUGAUGGACCGUUCCGGGGACGUCGCUGGCCUUUCAUCUACGCAGGCUGCCUGCUCAGUCUGUGUAUUGCGAUCCCACUAAAGGUCAUCCCGUUGUAUGGCAACAUCGAUGCCCACUUCGCCCUGUACUGGUUGAACUACCUCGGGAUGGGUGCAGGUGGCCUGAUCGUCACUUGGGUCGGUGAAAUUGCCUCGGGAGACUCGGAGAAGCGAUCGAUUCUCGUCGCCCUUUGUAAUGACCUCGCCUUCGUGGUUCAAGCUGUUGGACCGUUGUUCUACUGGAAGACGACGGAUAUGCCUGCCGCGCGAAAAGGAUGGACGGCGGUUGUCAUCUACACAUGCCUACUCAUGUUCUGGACGACGCUUGUGCUCGUGCUUUUAGAGUGGGACAGACGCAAAGCUGCGGCCAAAGCUGGGGAUGAGUCGCCUUCACAGGUCGCUCGCCCGUCGCCUACUGAGUCCAAGGAGUCGCUCGAGGGAGACAAGGCAGUUUAA